AUAACGGCUAAUAAUGGCUAACUAGGGCUAAAUAACGGCUAAUAACGGCUAAUAACGGCUAAAUAACGGCUAAUAACGGCUAACUAGGGCUAAAUAACGGCUAACCAACGGCUAACUACCUGCUAAUAACGGUUAGCACUGAGCUAGUGUUGAGCUGGGAUGGGAGACUAAACCUUCUGUUCUCAUUCUGGGACAAAGUUACAUUAUUUUCAAUAUGAGUGAUUUUAUAUGGAGAUGAAUGGGAGCUAACUGCUAACAGCAUAUACCUGUGUGAUAUCAAUGAGUGUCACAGUUCAUAUGAGCAGCAGUGAUGAGCAGCAGAAGCCGCAGGUCCUGUAUGAAGAGUCGCUCCAGCUGUUUGGGAGGUAAAGGACGAUUUUCCAGAGUGACUCUACAGAAGCCUGGAUGGACAAAAGACGAGGAUGAGAAGCUACACAGACUGGUGAAGGAGUUUGGAUCACACAACUGGUCUUCAGUUUCUCUGCAUUUCAAAGGCCUACCUGUCUCUGCUGUGUCUCAGGGUCAAAGGUCAGAUGUGGAGUGUCAGCGGAGGUGGCAGCAGAUAAAGAAUCCAGAGCUGGUCAAAGGUCCUUGGACUCGGGAGGAGGAUGAGAGGGUCAUUGACCUGGUUCAGAAGUACGGCGUGAAGCGCUGGUCGCUCAUCGCCAAACACCUGCACACUCGUAACGGGAAGCAAUGCCGCGAGCGCUGGCACAACCACCUGAACCCGACGGUGAAGAAGAGCGGCUGGACGCUGGAGGAGGACCGCGUCAUCUGUCAGGCCCACAGGCUGCUGGGAAACCGCUGGGCCGACAUAUCCAAGCUGCUGCCUGGCAGGACAGACAACUCCAUCAAAAACCACUGGAACUCCACCCUGAAGAGGAAGGUGGAGAAGGAGGGAUACCUGCAGCUCCUCCACCUCCACCAUUCCUCCAACACCUCCUCUAACUCCUCCAGCUCCUCCUCCUCCACCAGACCAGCAUCCAGGACCUGCGGCCCCCCCAGGACAGCCAACAUCUCCACCAAGCAGGCAGACAGUCUGUCCAGUGUGAAGGACGAGUCCAGCUGCUCCUCCGCCGAUCAGAGCCUGUGCGAGCGCCGUAGAAACCACGUCCACCUGUGCUCCGUCUGUGUCCCCGCAUCCUCGGGUUACGGCUCCUCACUGAGCGUGUGCGAGGUGACGGCGCCCGCGGAGCUGAUGGAGGCGAACACAGAGGAUGUGACCACCUGUCUGUACAGAGAGGACACCGACCCGUCAGUCAUCGAUCUGAGCAGCAGUUAUGUUGCAGGUGUGAAGGAGCAGCUGAUGAACAGUGAGGUUGCAGCUUCCUUCAUUGACUCCACCUCCUCCUGGACCAGAAGCAGCACGGUGGGGGCUCUGACCUUCUCCCCCUCUGAGCUAUUCAGCCUGUGUGGUGUGGAGGAACUGAAGUUACAAUGUCCAGCUCUCACCUCCACCCCCGUCUGUUCCUUCAAACACUCUGCCAACACCAACCAGGACCACUCCCUUCUGCACUGCAGCUACAACCACAUCAGCCAGACGCGCUCGGAGACCAGAGAGAGGAUGAGAGCGUUGUGGAUGUCGGCUCCUCAAACACCAACACCACUGAAGAUCAACAGCAACCAGAGUCAGGACGAGGUGUCAGUUUGUUCGAGCAGGAGUAUGAACCUGACGUGGGAGGAGCCAAGCGUGGAUCCUGACAGCCAACAGUCCAGCAGCAGCUCAGAGGUCCAGGGAGAGAGUCUGCUGAGCUCCAUUCUGCAGGUCCAGAGAGAGUCCAGCUCCAUUCUGCAGGUCCAGAGAGAGUCCAGCUCCCCCUCAGAGGUCCAGAGAGUGUCCACCUCCGCCUCACAGGUCCAGAGAGAGUCCAGCUCCCCCUCAGAGGUCCAGAGAGAGUCCACCUUCGCCUCACAGGUCCAGAGAGAGUCCAGCUCUCCCUCAGAGGUCCAGGGAGAGUCCAGCUCCGUCUCACAGGUCCAGGGAGAGUCCAGCUCCGCCUCACAGGUCCAGAGAGAGUCCAGCUCCCCCUCAGAGGUCCAGAGAAAAUCCAGCUCUCCUUCAGAGGUCCAGAGAGAGUCCAGCUCCAUCUCACAGGUCCAGAGAGAGUCCAGCUCCGCCUCACAGGUCCAGAGAGAGUCCAGCUCCCCUUCAGAGGUCCAGAGAGAGUCCAGCUCCGUCUCACAGGUCCAGAGAGAGUCCAGCUGUGUCCCGGGCUGUGAGGAGUUUGGCUGCUUCCCGUUGGAUGGACAGAUGGAGGUGUGGUGGUGUCAGCAGCCAGUCGGGUACCUGCACUCUCCUGAAUGUCCUGCAUACAGACUGAACCCCUUUGAGCUGAGCGGGGAGCUACAGCUGGUGAUGUUUGGAAAAACAGACGAUCAGAUGAGUCUGACGGAGCAGGCCCGACUCUACGUGGAGCCGUGAUCAUCGUCAUCAUCGCCAUCGUCACCGUCAUCACCAUCACCAGUAACAGCAGCAGCAGUAGUAACAACAGCAGCAGCAGGAGCAGCAGCAGUAGUAACAACAACAGCAGCAGCAGCAGCAGGAGUAACAACAGCAGCAGUAAUAACAACAGCAGUAACAGCAGCAGCAGUAGU
Messenger RNA from Sebastes umbrosus (honeycomb rockfish), 2595 nucleotides. Its product is annotated as myb-related protein A-like. Gene Ontology annotation, biological process: regulation of DNA-templated transcription. Gene Ontology annotation, molecular function: DNA-binding transcription factor activity, RNA polymerase II-specific; RNA polymerase II cis-regulatory region sequence-specific DNA binding. NCBI's taxonomy places the organism in Eukaryota, Metazoa, Chordata, Actinopteri, Perciformes, Sebastidae. Gene Ontology annotation, cellular component: nucleus. The record is from RefSeq and is a predicted model, not a curated record. The coding region runs from base 311 to 2422 and encodes 703 amino acids. The transcript has 16 exons.